AUGGAACAUCAGAAAGAGAGAGAUGUCAGUGGCAAAGAAAAAAGCGACGGGAGUCGCGAAAGCAUCGCAGAAGGCAUCACCAACCAUUAUGCCAACCUAGACGAUGCUAUCCUUCGAGCCAACGGCCACGAGGCAGCAAUGAGACGGCAGUUUAACUGGCUCUCGGCACUUGGUCUCGGUUUCUCUAUCACCAAUUCGUGGAUAGGCUAUCUUAGCUGUUUCGGUCAAAAUCUCAUCUAUGGUGGACCCCAGUCUGCAAUAUUUGGACUGAUUGUGGCCUUUGUCGCACAGUUCACCGUCACGCUCGGCCUGAGCGAAAUAGCUUCCGCGUUCCCGUCCAGCGGUGGCCAGUACCACUUUUGUUAUAUACUCGCUCCCGAGAAAUCAAAAAAGUUCACUGCGUUUGUGAUUGGCUGGCUAUCAGUCAUCGCAUGGUGGAUUGUCACAUGCUCCGGCCUAUCGUUGUUCGCCAUAACUCUGUCCGGUGUCAUCAACUUCUGGAUUCCGGACUUUAUAGCCUCUCAGUGGCAAGUAUAUCUUAUUUACGUCGCAACUGGCCUAUCUACAGUGACCCCAGUGAUAUUUGCAUCGAAGCACCUAGCAUGGGUGGUCCAGUUCUCUAUGUGGGCGUCGAUUUUCGGAUUUCUCUUGUUUCUCUUUGUAUUAACAGGCAUGCAUUCCAAUGUCAACGACAGCUCCUUUCUCACCGAUAGCGGCUUUGGAACGAGCGGGUGGAACCCGAGCACAGCAUGGCUUCUUGGAAUAGCGAAUGCCAUGUAUGCCUUCGGGGCGACUGAUGGUGCCAUCCAUAUUAGUGAGGAAAUGGAGCAGCCCGGACGGCGGGUGCCUCAGGUUAUGAUCAUGACUAUGAUCAUUGGCAUGGUUACUAGUUUACCACUAAUGGUAGCUCUGUUACUUUUCGUCAAAGACUUAGAUGCCGUCAUCGCAUCUCCUUUACCCAGUAUGGAGCUAGUGUAUCAAGCAACCGGCAGCAAGAGUGUCACAAUGUUUCUGAUCGCGGUACUAUUACUCACUUACUAUACUUGCCUCCCAUCUCAGUGGGUCACUGACGGUAGACUUGCUUGGGCGUUUGCCCGAGAUAACGGCGUACCCUAUUCCGAAUAUUUCACCCAUAUCAACCCAAAAAUGGAGCUCCCGCUGCGUACCACCAUCGCUGCUUUCAUUUUUUCCACCCUCUAUGGACUGCUUUAUUUGGCAUCCACGACCGCCUUCAACUCGAUCAUUACAUCCGCCGUCUUAUUCCUAAACAUUACAUACGCAGUUCCUCAGGGUAUCCUCCUAUUUCAGGGCAGAGAAAAGUCUUUGCCAACCCGAUAUCUACGACUUGGUUAUCUUGGCUAUUUUUGCAACAUCUUUUCGAUACUGUUCAUUGUUCUGUUGGGCGUUCUAGUAUGCAUGCCGCCGUCGAUCCCGGUCACUAUCCAAUCCAUGAACUACACAAGUGUUAUUAUGGUUGGCUUGUUUUUGAUCGUCAUCAUCUUAUGGUUUGUUACUGGGAAAAAGAGCUUUAACGGCCCGAAGAUAGACUGGGAACUACUGGAGGCCUCCAAUACCGCUCUGACAGAAGGACGAACCACGGUGUGA
Messenger RNA from Clonostachys solani, 1605 nucleotides. The record is from the annotation of a GenBank genome assembly. Lineage: Eukaryota; Fungi; Ascomycota; Sordariomycetes; Hypocreales; Bionectriaceae.